Molecule: messenger RNA, 670 nt
Organism: Photinus pyralis (common eastern firefly)
Lineage: Eukaryota; Metazoa; Arthropoda; Insecta; Coleoptera; Lampyridae
Product: peroxiredoxin-5, mitochondrial
Exons: 3
Coding region: 57-617 (186 amino acids)
Biological process (GO): cell redox homeostasis; cellular response to oxidative stress; hydrogen peroxide catabolic process
Cellular component (GO): mitochondrion; peroxisome; cytoplasm
Molecular function (GO): thioredoxin peroxidase activity
Source: RefSeq, a predicted model, not a curated record
AAAGUUCCUAUCACGUGACCUUGUACUAACCACAGCCAAGGUUGAAGGUUAGAAAAAUGAAUAUCACCAGGCAGACAUUCCAUUUACUUCAAGAAGUUAUCAGUGUCAGUCGUAAACGCUUUCUACAGACUUCAACCUGCCUUAAAAUGCCGAUUAAAGAGGGAGAUUCGUUGCCCAACAUUGAUCUCUUCGAAGAGUCGCCUGCCAAUAAAGUUAACCUAAAUGAGCUCUCCUCGGGCAAAAAAAUUAUCAUCUUCGCUGUCCCCGGCGCCUUCACUCCGGGCUGCUCAAAGACUCAUUUACCCGGUUAUGUGAAAAAGGCCGAAGAGUUGAGGUCUCAAGGUAUCGCCGAGAUCAUUUGCGUCUCCGUGAACGAUCCGUUCGUGAUGUCCGCGUGGGGUAAGGAGCACAACGUGGGCGGUAAAGUGCGUAUGCUGGCCGACACUGGGGCGACAUUUACAAAGUCGCUCGAUCUCGGGCAAGAUCUGGCCCCGCUUGGCGGUUAUCGUAGCAAACGAUAUUCGAUGGUGGUCGAAAAUGGUAAAGUUCAGUCUUUGCAAGUCGAACCUGACGGUACCGGAUUAUCGUGCUCAUUGGUUGAAGCUAUCAAAUUGUAAAAUGUUGUCAAAGUGUAAAAUAAAUAUGUAGAAUUAAUUUGUUUACUAUGAAA